AUGAUCAGAGAUGGUCUUAUCGGUCGUGGAGGAGGAUUUAGGGACUUGUACGAUGAAAAUAUUGAACCAAGGAUGUCAGACGAGUAUUUUUAUGGGAUGAGAUGGUUCCACAUGUUACAGAAGACAAGUAUGAAAUUGUACGACAAAGAUGGGUAUUAUAUCAAAACAUAUCCUAUGGUUAACGUUACUGCUCGAACAGGAUUUUUUGCUGUCGACAACAAUAUGCAACACAUUAUACAAGGCAGUUUCAGACAAUUAGGUGGCUCCAUUGAUUGGACCGUUGAUUACGAUCGUCUUCAUCGUCUAAUGGAGGUUUACGAGGACCCUAAGGAUAUUGAGUUGAUGGCAGCCUUGUGGCUUGAGAAGCCCGUCGAAGGUGGUCGAAUUCCAGAAACCCUGUACUGCUUGCUGACGGAGCAGUAUAGACGAAGUAUUAAGUCUGAUAGACAUUGUAAUCCUUUGACAAAAUGCAGUUCAUCAAGAAUAGGAAAAUUAGACCUGACUCCGUGGAAAGAAUCUGACUAG
Molecule: messenger RNA, 525 nt
Organism: Spodoptera littoralis (African cotton leafworm)
Lineage: Eukaryota; Metazoa; Arthropoda; Insecta; Lepidoptera; Noctuidae
Source: the annotation of a GenBank genome assembly